AUGCCGCGAGUACGAGAUGCAUUUCCAUAUGCAUGCACCAGCAACCCGGAUGGAUGCGUGCACUUUCGACGUUUCUAUAAGUAUAAUGUAAGUACGCCUUGCGAGGGAAGAGCACGUCUUCUUUCGAUCGCGCUCGUAUUAUUCAUUUCAGGGAUCCUCGGCGAUUGUCCUGUGCGGCCACCGCAGUGGGGCGUCGUGCGGGAGCGAGUCCUCCAGGACGGUACUCUGCAGAUCGUGUACUCGUGCGAGCCGGGCCAUAAACUCAAGGGUCACAAGAUAGCGACUUGCACCGCCGACGGUUGGGAUCAUCCCGUCCCGAAAUGCGUGCUUCAUAUUAUAUCACGGCGUUUCCGUAACGAUCUCUAUCUCGGCGACCAACCGAUCGCCCCGGAUAGGAGCAAGUUGCAAAUUGCGAAGGACCGUCUUAAGGCGCUAGAGAGGAUAGACGAUUUAAAAAAGCGCAGAAAAACGAAGGAGGGCAAGAAGAGGAAAAAGAAAAGGAAGAGGCCGGCGAAAUCCUCGUCAAGACUACCUACGGCAACAAGAUUAAAUGAAACCGUAGUGUCCCAACUGGAUAUCAGCUGCGCCGCGAAAAAGAUCCUCGGAAAGGGUCUCAUCAAGGCCCCUUCGAUCGAGCACGCUCGCCCCGCCAAAUACGCCAGAAGGAAGAACGUACUGCCGCCGUACAAUCGAUACCUCGUUGCGGUUUACGAGUGCGCGGAUGGUUACGCCUUCGUGGAUUCGACGACGGACAGGCUUUUUUGCAGUAACGGAACCUGGCUCGGACGUCGUCCGCGAUGCGUGCGGGACAGUCAACCAUCGACGGAUAAGGUGAAACGCUGCGAUCAGGGAACGGGUGAAUGCGAACACGUGUGCGAGGAUACGCCAAGCGGCAUAAAGUGCUCCUGCUUCGACGGCUUUCGAGCUAAAGGACCGUCCUGUAUCGACAUCGACGAGUGUGCAGAAGGCAUUGCAAAAUGCAUCGAUAUUUGCCGCAACGAACCCGGCUCGUACUCUUGCGAGUGUCAUCAUGGUUUUCAGCUGGGAACCGACGGUCGCUCUUGCCAAGAUGUCAAUGAAUGCCUCUCGAACAACGAACAUGGGCCUUGCCAAGGCACUUGCCGCAAUCUCGAAGGUAGCUACGAGUGCAGUUGCGCGGAUAUACCUGGGUACAAAUUAGCUGCCGACAAUCACACUUGCGAGGACAUCGACGAGUGCGCGCUCAACAACGGGAAUUGUUCUCAUCUGUGCUUAAACACGCCCGGAAGCGUCUUCUGCCUCUGCCCGGACGGUUUUUAUCUGACAAACGAUUGGAAGACCUGUCAGGAUGUUAAUGAAUGCGAGGCGACACCGAAGAUAUGUGUGGAGAACACCGAGUGCGAGAACACAGUGGGAUCGUACAAAUGUAUAAGUAGGCUACAACCGCACGUGGAAACGAAGAUCCUUCGAGAAGAGGACUAUGACGAUGAGAAUGAAGACGAUGAUGACGAGGAUGAGGAUAGUGACAGCGAUGAUUACGGAGAGGAGAUUACCGAAAUACUGCAGAGUUCGAAGUGCGAGGAUGGCUUCAAGAAAAAUGAAAAUUUGGAGUGCGUUGAUGUAAACGAGUGCGUCGAGAGUGAAUCGCACGGCUGCCAGCACGAGUGCGUGAACGAGCCGGGUGGCUACCGUUGCGUCUGCCGAGCCGGCUACGAGCUCGAGGAGGACGGCGCGACGUGCAAGGACGUGGACGAGUGCGACGCACCGUCCCGACCGUGUUCGCACAUCUGCCGCAACACCGCUGGCGCGUACGCGUGCGAGUGUCCGUCGGGGUUGAUGUUGACGGACGACAACGCGACCUGCGUCGAGGAGUCCGGAAGCUGCGCCAGCCUGACAAAACCCUGUUCUCACGUCUGCGAGGACACCGCGGAGGGACCGCUGUGCGUCUGCCCGACCGGGUACGAACUGUCGGACGUCGACCGUGCGACCUGCAUGGACGUCGACGAGUGCGCCCGGGAGGAGGCUCCGUGUUCGCACUGGUGCGUCAAUUUGGACGGCGAUUUCGUCUGCACGUGUCCGGUCGGUAUGGAGAUCCUGGAGCACGUGAGUAAAUUUAACUGCAGCGACGUGGACGAGUGCGGCAGAGACGAUCACGGCUGCCAGCAGCGGUGCGUGAAUCUGCACGGCGGAUACGAAUGCGCCUGCCAUCCCGAAUUCGCGCUGGACGUCGACAGCAGGUCCUGCGUCGACGUGGACGAGUGCGGCAGAGACGAUCACGGCUGCCAGCACCGGUGCGUGAAUCUGCACGGCGGAUACGAAUGCGCCUGCCAUCCGGGAUUCGCGCUGGACGUCGACAGCAGAUCCUGCGUCGACGUGGAUGAGUGCGCAGGGAAUCGGCACGACUGCUCGCACGCGUGCAAGAAUUAUCCCGGUGGCUACGGAUGCAUCUGCCCGGAGGGAUACCGGAUCCUGCAGGAUGCGCGCACGUGCGCCGACGUGGACGAGUGCGCGGAAGGAUCGCACGGGUGCUCGCACGGGUGCGACAAUCAGGAGGGCGGCUACAAGUGCGGAUGCCCUGACGACAUGUUCUUGGAUGACACCGGCAGGAACUGCGUUCUCUCCGAUGCGUGCGACGUCGCGAAUUGCAGUCACAUCUGCGAGAAGGAUCGGGACACCUAUAGGUGCGUCUGCCGGGAAGGAUAUCUCUUGCAGAAGGACGAAAGAACCUGCUUGGACAUGGACGAGUGUCUCGAGGACGAGCACGACUGUUCGCACGAAUGCAUCAAUAUCCUCGGAAGUUACAGAUGCGCUUGUCCGCAGGGUAUGAAACUUCUCGAGGACGGCCUCACCUGCGGCGAUCCGGUGUGCGCUCAAGGACUUCGACAGGACGAGCACGGUCAGUGCCAGGACAUCGACGAGUGUCUCGAAGGCGAGCACGAGUGCUCGCACUUGUGCCACAACGUGUACGGGUCUUACCGUUGCUCGUGUCCCUUCGGCUGGAUCCUGGAGGACGACGAUCUCACUUGCGCGAGGAGCGAUCCUUGCGCCAAUUCCUCAUGCUCACAUUCGUGCGUUCCGUUGGACUCGGGUUACAGAUGCAAGUGCCCUCCGGGUUAUCUUCUGGACGGGGACACGUGCAAGGACAAAGACGAAUGCGAAGACGAGGCGACGAACGGCUGCAGUCACCGUUGCAGAAAUCACGAGGGUUCUUACUCGUGCUCCUGUCCGGCGGGAUUGGAGCUCGGCGAGGACAAUCGUACGUGCACAGUCGUCCCGGGCGAAUGUGCGAAAUCUCAAGAAAAUAAUAACUGCACCUGUCCCGCGGGAUACACUUAUUCGCAAGGAGAGCGUGCUUGCAACGACAUAGACGAAUGCCAGGACGAACAGAAACACAAUUGUUCUCACGGCUGUGUCAACACCGACGGCUCUUACCACUGCGAGUGUCCUCUCGGCUGGCGGCUGCGGGAGGACUCCAGGACAUGUCAGGAGCUGCCGGAUGAUCCCUGCGCCAAGGAUCACGGUUGUUCGCACACGUGCGAACAGGACGACGGCCGCGUUCGUUGCGGCUGUCCGGAAGGAUACGAGCUGCAGGAUGACGGGAAGACUUGUCGGGACGUGGACGAGUGCUCCGAAGGAUCUCAUGCUUGCAGUCACGUUUGCGUAAACAUCGAAGGCGCCUACCAUUGCCAGUGUCCUUCGGGAUUUCGAUUGGAAGACGAUCGCAGAACCUGCCUGGAUGUCGACGAAUGUUCGUCCGUGGAGGCCGAUUGCUCUCACGGAUGCCUGAACGUGAACGGCACUUUUAACUGCACCUGCCCUGAGGGAUACGAGCUGCAGGAUGACGGCAGGACCUGCGAGGACGUCAACGAGUGUAUCCAGGACAACGGAGGGUGUUCGCACCUUUGCGCGAACACGGAAGGUGGUGCCGAAUGCGCGUGUCCCGAGGGCUACGAGCUGUUGAAUCUCUACGACGGCAAGACGUGCGUAGAGAUAAACGCGUGUUCCAUCGAUAACGGCGGAUGCUCACAUUUCUGUCAUCACGAGGACGGCCAGCUAUCCUGCUCCUGCCCGCCAGGAAUGGUUCUAUCCGAGGACGAAACGGUGUGCACGUACGAGAACGAUUGUCUGCAGGACAACGGCGGUUGCUCGCACUUGUGUUACCACGAAGAUGGAAACGUGACCUGCGCCUGUCCACCCGGUAUGAUCCUGGCGGAGGAUCAGAGGCUUUGCGUACAAGAAGACGGAUGCGCGUUCGAGAACGGCGGCUGUUCUCAUUUCUGCCACGAUCAUGACGGUAACGUGACCUGUUCGUGCCCCGUGGGGAUGUCCUUGUCGCAGGACGACGACACUCUUUGCGUUCACGAGAACGGCUGUCUCGUUCGCAACGGCAAUUGCUCGGAUACCUGCGUCUUCGCGGACGGUUCAGUCGUGUGCGAGUGUCCCGAGGGUUACCGCCUGUCGCCGCAGGACAACGCUACCUGCGCGGACAUCGACGAGUGCCAGGAGCUGCGAGACAACUGCACACAUCAGUGCCUGAACACUCCCGGCGGCUUCAACUGCAGCUGCAACGUCGGCUUCUCGCGGAAUCCUCAAGAUCCGACUCUGUGCGACGACGUUGACGAAUGCGAAGUCGAGAACGCCGGAUGCUCGCACUCCUGCGUGAACCUGGUGGGCGCUUUCAAAUGCCAGUGUCCAACGGGUUACACUUUAGAGCGGAACAACAAAACCUGCGUUUUGAUGGACGGCUGCAAGAGGGACAACGGGAACUGUUCCCAUCACUGUCACCAAGCGGACGGUUCUGACGGGAUCCCGGGCACUCGUUGCUCCUGCCCGCUCGGCUUCCGCCUGAGGCGCGAUCUCAGGACCUGCGAGGACAUCAACGAGUGCGAGGAAUUCGAGAACGACGUGGAUUCCGGCUGUUCUCACACCUGCGUGAACACCGAGGGCGGUUAUCACUGCGAGUGCCCGCCCGGCUUCAUUCUGAUGCCGGACAACCGGAAGAACUGCGUGGACGUGGACGAAUGCCUGACCAGCCGUCACAAUUGCACACACGAGUGCGUGAACUUGCUAGGCGACUACGUGUGCACCUGCUACGAGGGGCAUUACCUGCACGCCGACAAUUCUACCUGCUUGGACAUCGACGAGUGUCUCGAACGGAACGGCGGGUGCUCGCACAAUUGCACCAACACCAUCGGCGGCCGCUUCUGCUCCUGCCCGACGGGCUACGAGCUGUCGCAGGACGAGAGGACCUGCGCCGAUGUCGACGAGUGCGCGAGCGACAACGGCGGCUGCGGUCACCAGUGCGUCAACACCGUGGGGUCCUUCCGCUGCGAAUGCCCGCCGAAUCACGAGUCGUGGAAUGGAUCCUGCCGACUGUCCGAUCCCUGCCGGGACCGUAACGGCGGAUGCGAGCAGAUCUGCGCCGCGGUGAACGGUACCGCGGUGUGCUCGUGCGAGAUAGGCUUCCAAAGGGACGAGGUCGACGGUGUCAAAUGUCGCGAUAUCGACGAGUGCGAGCGACAACACGGGUGCGAUCACAUUUGCGUCAACAAUCCCGGCUCGUACGAGUGCAGAUGUAAAGAGGGUUUCCGAAUGGUGAAUUCUACUUGCGUAGCCGGUAUUUGCAAGGGCAACAAAUGCACCAACAUGCCGGGUAGCUAUCGCUGCGAGUGCGAGGCGGGAUAUCGAUUCCACGGUGAUACCUGUGUAGACGUCGACGAAUGCGCGGAAGAGGCGUCCUGCAGCGAGAGAUGCGUCAAUACGCCCGGCUCGUACUACUGCACGUGCCCCGUCGGAUUUCAACUGCAAGGGGACGAUUGCGUAGAUAUCGACGAAUGCGAAUGGCGUCGCGACAGAUGCGAUCAAGAAUGCAUCAAUACCGUAGGAUCAUUCGUUUGCGCCUGUCGCGCCGGAUUCACCAGGAGUCAAUGUCAAGACGUGAACGAGUGUCUAAACCGGAACGGCGGUUGCACCGGCGAGUGCGUCAACACCGCCGGAAGUUACUAUUGCGCCUGCAGUGAGGAUUUGGUGCUGGCGCCCGACGAGAGAACUUGCGUCUCGCCGACGUCGAGAUGUCGUGCCAUGGAGCCACCCUUACACGGAGAGAUCAGAUGUCCGGGUCACCCCUCCGGCGCAUCCGUCUACCCGCAGGGCGCCAAGUGUCAUGUCCGAUGUCGCAGAGGUUUCCGGCUGGAAGGGGCGCACACGAGACAGUGCGUUAGCGGCGACCAUUGGGACGGGGAAGGGCCUAUAUGUCUGCGCGAAGUCGCGACAGACCCCGUUUACAAUCCAAGUAGGUACAACUCUCACACGCCACGACCGUUCGUAAGCUGCCCCCAGGACAUGGACGUCGAACUACCGGCUAGGCAAAACACGAUACGUGUAACUUUCCCGCAACCCAAGUCCAACAUGGAUUGGUGGAGAUACGUACACGCUUCACCUCCAUGGGCAAAGCAAUUGCAAGCGGAUCUGCCGGCGGGCACGACGGUCGUUACCUUCACGGCGUGGUCGCCGGUCUCUAAUUACACCAGCACCUGUAGGAUCGUGAUAAGAGUCCGCGAUGCCGAAAACCCCAAGGUUACGAUGUGCCCCGUGUCUUUCGAGGUCAGGCUGAACCCGGGAGAACGAAGUCGCCUGAUAUUCUGGCAAGAACCGACCUUCACCGAUAACGUCGGCGUGGAGCACAUUUACAAAACGAGGGGACCUGGACACGUGAUGUAUCCCGGCGUUCACAGUGUGCGCUACGUCGCCUCGGAUGCAGCCGGAAAUCGAGCCGAAUGCCAUUUCUCGAUACACGUGAGAGAAUCCGCGGAUGGUAUAAGCGACUCCGAGCCGAGAUUCUACAGAAGAAGGAUGCUGAUGUGCCCCGGCAGACCGCCCCAGCCCGUGCCGAGCUCCUCGUACGGGUGGCAAAUACCGAGCGGUUGUUACUUAAGAUACACCAGAAUCUUCUCCGGCGCUUAUCAGCGACAUCCGGAACAUCGACGGAACGGUUACCAAGACACGGAAGCGCCUUAUCGCGAGCUUCCGCCUAUCCGGCGGUCCACGAGUCGCCCGGACAUCGCCAGGGCGUACAAUAUCCACAAUUAUGAUCUGUAA
This is a messenger RNA of Wasmannia auropunctata (little fire ant), 7077 nucleotides long. Its product is annotated as fibrillin-1. Gene Ontology annotation, molecular function: calcium ion binding. The record is from RefSeq and is a predicted model, not a curated record. The coding region runs from base 1 to 7077 and encodes 2358 amino acids. The transcript is spliced from 23 exons. Lineage: Eukaryota; Metazoa; Arthropoda; Insecta; Hymenoptera; Formicidae.